GACAAAAAAGAUGGAGAAAUCGAUCCAAGGUUUUGGGAUGUGUUGAUGAGUGCCGACAAGAAAGACUAUGAGAAAAUCUGUGCUGAGUUUGGAGUCACUAACUUCCGCUGGAUGCUGAAGACACUGAACGCGAAGAAGGUUGAGAGGGAGGAGGAUCAAGCAAAGUAUGUUGAAAACCUCAGCAAUCUGAAACACAUUGAAGUAAAACCUGGUGGAGGUGCAGAGUUUGAAUUUGAGAUGUCGCUUAAAGACCCCAACGUCAAGAUCUUCCUGUUCAAGGAUGGAGUAAUGGUUCCGUUCAGUGUUGAAACAGAAGAUAAGCAUUUUCUGAAGAAAACAGGAAGAAAAUUUACAUUUGGCAUUAAGGAUCUUGCUGGAGAUGAUGAAGGAUUGUACCAAGUGAUGGUAGAGGGGGUACUUAUCUUCUCAACUGACUUCAAAGUUCCCAUGGCGGAUUUCCUGGUCAAAAUUCAGGAAGUGAAGGCCACGGAGAGAGAGGAUGGCGUGUUUGAAUGUGUCCUGUCAUCCCCCAUGUCAAAGAUUCAAUGGACGGGGAAGAAUCAACCGUGUGAACAAGGGGAGAAGUUUGACAUUGAAGUGUCAGAGGACAUGCUCAUUCAUAGAUUGGUUGUGAAGGACUGUGCGAAACUGGAUGGUGGUAUCUAUUCAGUAUGUGCAGGGAUCAAGUCUUGCAAUGCCUUUCUUGUUGUGGAGGACCCAGGAGUGCACUUUACCAGUGGAUUGUCAGACAUCAGUGUUAAUAUGGGCAACAGAGGUGAACUGGAGUGUAAACUGAGCAGGGAAAACUGUGAAGGAAUCUGGUACAAAGAUGGAGAAGAGAUAGAAGCAUCAGAUGAUAUUGCGAUGACACAUGAUGGGGCCUUUCACAGGCUUAUACUGAAGAACUGCAAGGAGGAAGAUUCUGGCAAAUACCGAUUUGAAGCUGAUGGACGUAAAACAGAGUCCAUACUCGUUGUAGAGGAUCCACCCAGAGUAAACCCAGAUGACCUGGCUGAUUUCUCAAAGCCCGUCAUAAUAAAGGUUGGCCAGAGCGCUACCUUCAAACUGUCUUUUAUGGGUCGUGACCCAAUGAAGAUCUAUUGGUACAAUGAAGGUGAGGAGUUGGUGGAGGACAAACACAUCAACAUUGAGAAGUCGCUCACACACAGUCGCCUCCUCCUCAGCAAGUGCCAGCGGAAAGCCACAGGAGAAAUCAAGAUCAAGAUCAAAAAUGAAUGUGGAACCAUUGAGGGCAGAUCCAGGUUGAUUGUGCUGGCAUAUCCCGGACAACCUUCCUCACCCAAAGUGAUCAGUGCCUUUGCAAACUGCAUCAAUCUGGAAUGGGUUCCCCCUUCCAACACUGGAGGAACUAAUAUUCUAGGUUAUCACCUGGAGAAACGCAAGAAGGGCAGCAAUCUAUGGGGUUCAAUCAACAAUUUGAAAGAGCCAAUCAAAGGUCAAGGGAUUGCAGUCAAAGACGUUAUUGAGGGAAUAGAGUAUGAGUUCCGUGUUGCAGCUAUCAACAUAUCUGGUGCUGGAGAGCCAAGCACCCCCUCUGAAUUUGUUAUUGCAAGAGACCCAAAGAAGCCCCCCGGUCAAAUCAUUGACCUGAAGGUGACAGACUCCACCUACACCACCUUGUCCCUGGGUUGGACUAAACCCAUAGAGGAGGAAGGGGUCCAAGAUGAAGCCAAGGGAUACUUUGUGGAGAUCAGACCAGCAGCAAACCCAGAGUGGGACCGCUGUAAUAAUAACCCCAUCAUCAUGACCUCCAAUAACAUUUUGGGUCUUAAGUCAAUGGCCAUGUACUGGGUGAGAGUGAUUGCCACCAAUGACGGGGGAGAAGGGGAGCCCAGAGGCUUGGACAACUACAUCCUGGCUAUGCCCCCCCCAGUGAGACCACAUUUCACUGAUCGCAAAAUGAAGAGCUUCAUGGUUGUGAGAGCCGGGAAUUCUGCUCGAAUCAACAUCAACUUUGUGGCUUCUCCUAUGCCAAACAUAACGUGGCUAAAGGAUGGGAUGCCAGUAUCAAAACUUGUAACCAUUAGCAACUCCGAUAAUACAUCCCAGCUCCUAAUCCCCACAUCUGAGCGUCCUGACACAGGAAUCUACACCAUCAUCGUCAAGAACAUGGUUGGUCAGGAGACCUUCAGUAUCGAGAUCAGAGUCACAGAUGAUCCCAAGCCUCCUGGCCCAGCGGAGUUGGAACAGAAUGUUCCUGGAACAGUGACUGUGACCUGGACUCCCUCCCCAGAUGAGAAAAGGGACGACAGGCUGCACUACAUAGUGUCCAGACGCGACUCCGUCAAGCGAAUGUGGCAAACUGUAGCCGACCACCUCUUCAACAACAAGUUCACAGCCCUCAACAUCAUGGCUGGACGAGAGUACUACUUCCGUGUCUACGCCAAAAAUGACAUGGGUCUCUCUGAGCCUUCUGAGUCACCAACCUGGGGAGUGACCAAGAAAAAAGAUAAGUUCUCAAUGGCUUUCAGCUCAUUCAAGAGCCUCAACUUUGAGUCAGCGCCAUCGUUCUUAGUUCCACUGAAAACGCACAGCACCCCUGAGAGCUACGAGUGCUACAUGAGCUGUGCUGUCAGAGGGGACCCAACACCUCAUGUCACAUGGUACCGCAACAAUAUCAGCCUCAACACCAACACCAACUAUCUUAUCACCAACACCUGUGGGGUCUGCUCCAUGCUCAUACUGAGGGUUGGACCCAAGGACACUGGAGAGUACAAAGUCAUUGCAGACAAUGCCUUGGGCAGGGCAGAGUGCUCCACCAAACUCACAGUCAACGAGUGA
Messenger RNA from Salvelinus namaycush (lake trout), 2802 nucleotides. RefSeq names its product immunoglobulin-like and fibronectin type III domain-containing protein 1. NCBI's taxonomy places the organism in Eukaryota, Metazoa, Chordata, Actinopteri, Salmoniformes, Salmonidae. The record is from RefSeq and is a predicted model, not a curated record. The transcript is spliced from 15 exons. The coding region runs from base 46 to 2802 and encodes 918 amino acids. Gene Ontology annotation, molecular function: protein binding.